This is a messenger RNA of Manis javanica (Malayan pangolin), 4507 nucleotides long. It is a transcript of the gene LCA5, whose product is annotated as lebercilin LCA5. The record is from RefSeq and is a predicted model, not a curated record. Gene Ontology annotation, biological process: intraciliary transport. Gene Ontology annotation, cellular component: axoneme. Lineage: Eukaryota; Metazoa; Chordata; Mammalia; Pholidota; Manidae.
ACCCACCGCUGUGGGUACUGAGCGACGCAUCACUACCUCUCCGCGUCAAGGAGGCCAGCGAGCUGCUCUGCGGCGUCCGCAGGUUUGAGCCUCCGGUCCCUGGGCGCCGCUCGAGCGGCUAGCCAAUGGCUGCUUUCCCCCGCACUCAUCGUCCCGCCUUCCGGUUUUACUGACGCCAAUAGAAAGGGCCAUCUGGCGACAGAGACCAAUGAGAGGCCGGGGCUGGGAUCCUCUGUCGCGUCGUUGAGCUGCGCAGGCAGGGCCUCCGACUCCGUUACCCGGUUACCUUGGAGCCCAGGGGGAAAAAGUGUAUCUUCGGGUUGCUAAUGUGAAUUGUGGACUACAGAUACAUAGAGAAACAGAUUGCACAGACAUGAGUAUUAUCACCAGCAUCUCAAGACUCUAAAAAUUGUUCUUCAGUCUUGUCAUGGAUUUUUCUGGGAUAAAAGAAUCAAUUAAAUUAUGUGAAUAGAGACAAUUUUCAAAGCCAUGGGGGAAAGAGAAAGAAGUCCAGAUACUGAUCAAGGAAGUAAGGCAGGCAAACACCAUUACUCUUAUACAUCAUCUGAUUUUGGAACUACACCACAGUCUUCUGGCCGGUCAUCGCUGGUCAAUCCUUCUUCACCUACAAGUAUUAAGCAAAAAAAUCCUAAAAGACAAGUUUCAGAUAGCCAAGUAUAUCACCAAGCCCCUAGGAAACCAAGCCCUAAGGGUCCUCCAAACAGAAAGGGAGCCCGAGUGGGAUUUCGCUCCCGGAGUCUCAACAGGGAACCACUUCGGAAAGAGACCGAUCUUGUUACAAAACGAGUUCUUUCUGCAAGACUUCUAAAAAUCAGUGAAUUGCAGAAUGAAGUAACUGAACUCCAGGUCAAGUUAGCUGAGCUGCUAAAAGAAAAUAAGGCUUUAAAAAGGCUUCAGUACAGACAGGAAAAGGCCCUGAAUAAGUUUGAAGAUACAGAAAAUGGAAUCUCACGACUCAUUGCUCAUCAUAACAAUGAGAUCACAGCCCUCAAAGAACGCUUAAGAAAAUCUCAAGAGAAAGAACGGGCAACUGAGAAGAGGGUGAAAGAUACAGAAGGUGAACUACUCCGGACAAAAUUUUCUUUACAGAAACUGAAAAAAAUCUCCGAAGCUAGACACCUACCUGAACGAGACGAUUUGGCAAAGAAACUAGUUUCAGCAGAGUUAAAAUUAGAUGACACCGAGAGAAAAAUUAAGGAACUAUCAAAGAACCUUGAGCUGAGUACUAACAGUUUUCAACGACAGUUGCUUGCUGAAAGGAAAAGGGCAUAUGAGGCUCAUGAUGAAAAUAAAGUUCUUCAAAAGGAGCUGCAGCAACUCUAUCACAAAUUAAAGGAAAAGGAGAGAGAACUGGAUAUAAAAAACAUAUAUUCUAAUCGUCUGCCAAAGUCCUCUCCAAAGAAAGAAAAAGAACUUGUAUCAAGAAAAAAUGCUUCAUGCCAGAGUGAUUUCACAGACCAGUGUGCGAAAGGAGUGCAAACCAGUGAAGACUCGGAGCUGGAAGAAGUUCCUUUAGCACCACAAACAGUUGUGUGUUAUGAAAACGGAUGGGAAGGACCUGAGCGCCUUACCGUGGACCUGGAAUCUCAAGGGAGAGAAGAGCAUGAAGAAGCAGGGAUUCUAAACCCAAUUGUGAAAAGGGAAGAAAAAUUAGUUAAAGAUGAAGGACUCCAUGUUGUAAAACUGAAGGUUGAGAACCUGGAGAAUGAGUGGGAAAGAGAAAUACUUGCUAAAAAACAAAAAGACAAGACAUCUUUGCUGGAGAGAGACAAAAAGGCAGCAUUGGAAACAGGAAGAUACCAAAUGGAAAUGUGCCAAAUUCAGAGUAUUGGUAGGUUAGAAGAGGAGGAAGAAAACAGACUGAAGAGAGAGAUGCUGCUUGCUAAACUGCAUGAAGUCGACAGAGACCUCCAAGGGUCUCAGAACCUGCAGUGUCCUCCUCUGCCAUCGUUACCUGAUUUGGAAUCAAAAGUGUGCUCCCCAGAGAGAAGCCCCAAAACAUACGUGUCCUCUGAUUCCUCAGAGAGAUUACCUAAUGGGCAUCAUUUGCAGGACAUCCGUCUUUUUACUGCAAACAUUGAUGAUCAGAAACCAGUAAAUAUUAGAAGCCCAGCCUCUCCAAAUGAGCUUACUUUCGGCAGUUAUGUGCCUUCAUUUGCAAGAACAUCAGGGAAAUUAAAUCCAUUUAGCCAAAAAAGUGGCUUUUUUGAUUUCCAGAGAAACAGUAUAGAGAAAUGUGGUAGAGAUAGCUUAGACUUAAUCACACGAAAAGAGAGGAAGGCUCAUCUGAUGGAGCAGCUCUUUGGCACCACAAGCAGCAGUACUUCCUCCAGAGUCAAUGACCCAGAUUCUUCGGCUGCCAGCAGAGACGACUUUGACCCUCUGAGUUUUCUCCCUGGGGACAAAAGCGGCAGGUCUAGAGAACAUGACGAAGAUGAGGGCCUUUUCCUCAGUGAAGGAAGAAGCUUUAACCCAAAUAGACACCGACUGAAACAUGCAAACACUAGGUCAGCAGUAAAGGCAUUCGGUUCUGGAGAAGAUGAAAUCGAGGAAGUAGCGCUGAGGUGACUGAUCCCGGUCGCAUCCCCCAGUUGCAGAUGUUGAAGUAUUGUAAUAUGCAUUUAUAAAUACUUAGACUUUCAAUAUUAAAGGUCCUAAAGAGUGGUUUGUAAUAGACAGAUUCAGUACAAAUAAGUGGAUCAUAAUGCAUCAUACAGCUAGUUUGCCAACAAUGAAGGAGGCUUCUUUGAAUGGAAAUGAAAAUAGAGAUGUAUCUUACUUGGUUUUGACUUUUUCUUUACAAAUAGGUUUUGCCUCUUAGAUCAGCCAUAUGGGAAGUUUUACCCCAUGGAGCGCAUAUUCAUUUAUUAUUUUUAUCCCUAUUUAUUUACUUAUUUUUGGUCAGAACCUGAGUUAAGUACAAUCUUCCCGAAGAUUGUUGAACAGAAAUUAAGAGCGAGAGGCUCUGUGUGGAAGUACAGCUCCCAAGUGGUGAACCAGGGCUCUGGUGCUGCUGAGAACCCUGCCCUCUAUGGAUGGGGCGGGAGUCCCAUGCGUACAUGGCAUGGCUUAGCUGGAAGCAGUGACAACAUUGGAAUUUCCCUUUCCUCUGGAAGUAGCCACAGUUAAAUGCUAACCAUUUCCCAUUACAAGUCCCACUAAGUCACUUUCCUAAAACUGUGCCAGCACAUUAGGUGGAUUCAGAGGACAUUUGUCUGUUUGCAUGGACAGGUGCCUGCGUGGCUCCCAGAGGCUCACACAGUGUCAUCACUAGUCCCUGUCCUUGUUCCCUACACUGUGUGUAUCAGUGAUGGUGCGAGAUUUCCUGCCCAACCACAGGGAACAAGAAAUUUCAUCUGAUACAGAAGGAUUUUCAGCUCAGUAUUUUUCUAGAGUAAUGAAACUUGGAAGUUUUAAUACUUUUUAGAUUUGCGCUACAGACAAGUCAGUGGACUGUGGUGGUAUAAUGCUUGUGGACGGCCUUGGGUAGCAGUGUUGAGAUGUGCCUGCUGCCUUGCUGCUGGGUGGGCGGUCUCCUGCUGAAAUGCUUUGGUCCUUGCUGUCUGUAGCUCACUUCAGCUGCAAAGGACCGGUGACCUUGGGUCAUGCUGGGGAUGAUUGGCCUUUAAGAAGCAGUGAUGCACCACCGACGAGCAGAGAACACUGUUCGGAGGAAGAGUGGUGGAAUAGUGUGUCAGGAAGAAUGAAAAAGUGUAGAAUGACACUUAGCUCUAAAACAAGCUUUUUUUCCCCAAGAAUUUACUGUGUAUUUGCUUGUAAUAUGAUUUCUGAAGCCGAGCAUACAGAGCGAUGAGGGGACUAGAGUUACUGUUUUCCCUUGAAUUCUUAUCAAUGCUUAUUACUGGAUAUAAUUUCAUAACUAUUUGACAAGACUUACCUGAUUAAAAUAUAUACCACCUAUCAUCAUCUAAAUUGUGUUCCUAUUAUUAAUUUGGAAGUGUACCUCCCAAAAGUGGUAAACUAUGUUUUAAAAUUUUGUUAAUAAAGAGAUUUUUGUGUCUAAUAUAAAUAAGCAUUUAGUAUGUUGCACAUCAUUCUAAUAUGUGUACACCACAAUAUUACUGUAAUGCAGUUUUUGAUAAAAUAUGAUGUAUUGCUAAUUUUGUUCACAGCUGCUAAUUUUUUACCAAAACUAUUCUAGUUUUUAGGUUGUUUGGUUUUAAAGCCUUUUUAAAAAGCCUUUCAGUGAAGUUUUAUAUCGAGGUCAUUUUUAUUAGUCAAUUGCUUUUUUCUACCUGGUGUUUUUUUCUAGCCUCUUUCACUAUAUGCAACAUGACAGAAUUAUUAAAAUUAAACCUAAACUUAAAAUCAAGUUUUAGACAUUGUAGCAUUACUGUUUUAAGCAUUAAGAUUGGAGAUUAAAAUGUUCAGAAUAGAUUUUUCUUCAUGAACAGUGAAACAUAUUUUUUCUAAAUGUCAAGUUAAAUUUGUUUGUGCUCAGGACUCUUAAUAAAAAAAUUUUUUU